AUGGAAAGAGGAGGAAGAGGUAGAGGCAGAGGAAGUGGAGGUAGAGGUGGUGGAGGAGGAGGAGAGAGAGGAAGAGGCGGUCGUGGUGGAGCGCCAGGGAGGCCUUCUCCUUGGAAAACUUCUGCUCCCAACCGAGCGUGGGUGCCCAGAGCGGCUCCUUCAUCUUUGUUGGACAGUUCAGACAAAAAUAUCCCAAUUAAACGGCCCGAUAAUGGAGGUACAAAAACUAUGAGAACUAUUAGUCUUUAUGUCAAUCAUUUUACUCUCUCAUACAAUCCCGAUAUUAUUAUAAGGCAUUAUAAUGUUCAUAUCAAGCUAAAGAAUGGCCGUUCUGUGAAAAUGUCGAAGGACGAACUCUCUACAAUAUGGAAGAAGUUAUCCUCUGAUAAUCCUUCGGAUUUUCCCUUGUUAAGUACAGCAUAUGAUGGUGGAAAAAACAUCUUCAGUGCAGUGCCGUUGCCCACUGAAUCAUUUAAGGUGGAAGUUCCUGCGGAAGAAAACACACGGUUCAGUUCAUACAUAUUUACCAUAAAGUUGGUAAAUGAGCUCAAGCUUUGCAAGUUGAAGGAGUACUUGAGUGGCCACGUGUUGUCUAUCCCUGGUGAUAUAUUGCAGGGUAUGAGUUUGGUGAUGAAAGAAAAUCCAACUAGGUGCUUGGUUUCUGUUGGGCGAUGCUUUUACCCCCCUAAAUCUAAUGAAGACGACGACCUUGGACAUGGUGCUGCUGCAUUUAGAGGGUUUUGGCAUAGCUUAAGGCUGACUUCCCAGGGUCCUGCUUUGUGUCUUGACUACUUAGCAGUGGCAUUUCAUAAGUGCAUGCCAGUUAUAGAUUUUCUUCAAGAGCGAAUAAGGGGUUUUACUUUAGAAGAUUUCACUAGGUUGAGGGGAGCUGUUGUGGGUGUAUUGAGGGGAUUGAAAGUUACUGUGACUCACCGGAAAACCAAGCAAAAGUACAUCAUCAAGGGGCUGACUUAUGAGAAUGCAGGAGAUAUUACAUUUGAUGCUGUAGAUAUAGAUGGCCAGUGUCCACCUAGGAAAGUUAGACUUCUUGAUUAUUUCAGUGAAAAACACAAGGAGAUCCAGUACAAAAACAUUCCCUGCUUGGAUUUGGGGAAAAAUGGUAGGGAGAACUUUACACCGAUGGAGUUCUGUGUCUUAGCUUAG
Prunus armeniaca (apricot) is the source of this 1164-nucleotide messenger RNA. NCBI's taxonomy places the organism in Eukaryota, Viridiplantae, Streptophyta, Magnoliopsida, Rosales, Rosaceae. The record is from the annotation of a GenBank genome assembly.